CUCACCAGCCGAGCUGUGCUCUCACCUCCAUCUCUCUCACAAUCCACGCAAUACCGAUCCGGACACAACACGGUGGUCUCAUUCGGACCGCGAGCUGAAGAGAGACCAUGCAGAAGUGCCGGGCCGUCAAUUCCGCUCUGGGCUCGAGGGCAUUCGUCCCCGCCCCUCGGGUCCAAUUCCAAGUGCAGCGCCGGAAUCUCCAGGAUGUCGCGAUUACUCGAACUGGGAAGCCAAUUCUGAAGGUUCAGGGUGGACGGUCCUCUCUCGGAGGUCAUACCGCUACUGUUUUCGGUGCCACUGGCUUUCUCGGUCGCUACAUUGUCAACAAGCUCGCCAACCAGGGAUGCACGGUUGUUGUACCCUUCCGCGAGGAAAUGACAAAGAGACACCUCAAGCCGACUGGUGACCUCGGAAGAGUUGUCUUCAUCGAAUACGACCUGCGGAAUACCCAAUCUAUCGAGGAGAGUGUCCGUCACUCCGAUGUUGUCUACAACCUUGUUGGUCGCCAAUAUCCCACGAAGAACUUCUCCUACACCGACGUUCAUGUCGAUGGAACUGAGCGCAUCGCCGAGGCUGUCGCCAAGUACGAUGUUGACAGAUUUAUCCACGUCUCCUCCUACAACGCCGACAAGAACUCGCCCUCCGAGUUUUUCAGGACAAAGGCAUGGGGUGAGGAGAUUGCUCGGUCAAUUUUCCCCGAGACUACCAUCGUCCGGCCUGCUCCCAUGUUUGGUUUUGAGGACAAUCUCCUCCACAAGCUCGCCGGUGUCACCAACCUCUUCACUUCCAACCGCAUGCAGGAACGCUUCUGGCCCGUUCACGUCAUUGAUGUUGGCUCUGCCCUCGAGUUGAUGCUCCACGACGACACCACUGCCGGCCAGACUUUCGAGCUCUAUGGGCCGAAGAACUACUCUACUGCGGAAAUUGCUGAAUUGGUUGACCGUGAAAUCGUCAAGCACCGCCGCCACAUCAACGUCCCCAAGGCUGUCCUGAAGCCUAUGGCUUACUACCUGAACAAGCUCCUCUGGUGGCACACCAUCUCUGCUGAUGAGGUGGAGCGGGAGUUCAUUGACCAGAAGAUUGACAAGACUGCCAAGACAUUCAAAGACCUCGGUAUUGAGCCCGCCGAGCUCAGCGACCUAACCUUCCACUACCUGAGAAAAAUGACAACCUCACCUUCAUAUUCCUUCUCAUCCUCACCGGCAACUCCCGUCCUACUCCUCAAGACGAAAUCUACCCCGCACGAUGGCUACGAGGAAUUCUUCUCCGCCCACGGCUACAACCCCGCCUUCGUCCCAGUCCUCGAGCACCAUUUCAACCAGACGAACCUCCGCACCGUAAAGGAUCUCUUCACAUCAGGCAGUCUAAAUGCCGGACCGCGGCGGAAAUACGGUGGGCUGAUAUUCACCAGCCAACGCGCUGUGGAGGGGUUCGCGCGCUUGGUCACGAACGAGGUAGAUGUCUCAAUAGCGACGGCCGCAUCCCGCUCCUUGAUACUCUACACUGUCGGGCCCGCGACAUCCCGCUCCCUUACAACGUUACGAGACACGCAUCUACCCUAUGCCACUAUCUACGGCUCCGACGCCGGAGACGGCCAGAAACUUGCGCUUGCUAUCCUGGAGCAUUAUAAUGCGCUGUAUGUUGGCGGAGGCGUAGGUGCUGGCGCAGACGCACCGCCCACGAAGCCUCCCCUCCUCUUCCUCGUUGGCGAACAGCGCCGCGAUAUCUUACCGAGAACGCUCAUGGAUAAGUCAUUAGCCCCCGCUAGGCGGAUUCAGGUGGAUGAGCUUGUCGUUUACGAGACGGGGGUGAUGGAGUCCUUUGAGGGUGAUUUUCAGGCUGCGGUGCGUGCCGGACAGGAGUACUUGGCUCUGGCUGGUUGGGACGGGGACGGGGAUGGGGAGGAGAGGGUGAUCUGGGUGGUAGUGUUUUCGCCGACGGGCUGUGAUGCGAUGCUUCGUGUUCUGGGUUUGCUUUCUACGUCUGCAGAGUCCUCUGCCGGAAAUGCGGGUGCGCUGGUUGAUGGGAGUGUAAGCGGGACGGAGAGGAGAGUCUUCAUAGCAACUAUCGGGCCUACGACGAGAGAUCAUCUUGUCAAGAAUUAUAGAUUCCAGCCGGAUGUUUGCGCAGAGAAACCUAAUCCGGAAGGUGUUGGUGCUGGCAUUGAAGCGUUCAUGCGGCGGAGGAAGGGGAUAUGAUCCAGGCGUGCUUGAUGACUGUCACUGUACUUGUAUUCUAUGCCUAAUGUUUCGUCACAUUGGCGACGAUUGCAAGGCACGAUGUAAAGAUAUAGUAAUUCUUCGAUAUACCCAAAGAAGUAUGGCUGACAAG
Aspergillus novofumigatus IBT 16806 is the source of this 2331-nucleotide messenger RNA. RefSeq names its product NAD(P)-binding protein. The transcript has 10 exons. Gene Ontology annotation, cellular component: mitochondrion. The record is from RefSeq and is a predicted model, not a curated record. Bases 108 to 2198 code for a protein of 696 amino acids. Gene Ontology annotation, biological process: tetrapyrrole biosynthetic process. NCBI's taxonomy places the organism in Eukaryota, Fungi, Ascomycota, Eurotiomycetes, Eurotiales, Aspergillaceae. Gene Ontology annotation, molecular function: uroporphyrinogen-III synthase activity; protein-containing complex binding.